ACGAUGCUUUUCCACACAGAUGGAAAGCACCUGAAACCUCGUCCCAGGAUGCUCCGGGUUUGGGUUUUCACUCUGCUCCUGAUAACCUUCUGCAGAGGUCAAUCUCAGCUGAUUGGCUCUUCAAUAGUAGCAACACUUGGUAAGGACGUGGUUUUGCCGUGUCACCUGGAGCCUGCCGAAGACGCUGCUGACUUGACGUUGGAGUGGACGAGGCCUGACCUCAACCCCAGAUUUGUCCAUGUGUGGCGCUUUGGGCAAGAACUUGCGAGUAAAAAACACAAAUCCUUCGAAGGAAGAACAUCGCUGUUUGUUGAUGAGCUGAUGUUCGGAAACAUUUCACUGAAACUGUCCAGAGUGAAACUCACUGAUCGGGGAAGAUACAGAUGUUUUAUUCCAGCCCUGGACAAGCAGUCUUUUGUUCAACUACAUGUUGGUGCUGUCUCCUCCCCGGUCAUCAGGUUAGCGGGGACUGACCGAGACAAAGGAGGAGCGGUGCUGCAGUGUGAGUCUGGAGGCUGGUACCCAGAGCCUGAGGUGUCGUGGCUGGACGCUGAGGGAAACCUCCUCUCUGCUGGACCUACUGAGACCGUCAGAGGUCCUGAUCUCUACACCGUCAGCAGCAGAGUGACUGUGGAGAAGAGACCCAGCAACAGAUUCACCUGUAGAGUCCAGCAGAAGAUCACCAACCAGACCAGAGAGACAGAAAUCCUCAUUUCAGAUGAUUUCUUUGACCACCUGUCCGGUUCUUCUUCCACCAUCACCGGUUUGGCUGUUAGUUUGGCUGUUUUAGUCAUCCUGUUUGUCCUGUUACUUCUCUUUUCUGUGUGGAAUUGGAGACAAAACAUAAUCAAGACCAAGAGAAGCACUACGUCUGAAGCUAUUAGUAGAGAAGAGAAGAACACAACUGAAAUCAUCAGUGAAGACGAAAGGAAGCCUUUGAAAGGAAAGGGAGAAAAUGAGAGAAAACCUGUAAGUAGAAACAGGAAGUUACUAUUAGUAAAGGGAAUAAAAAACAAGAUCAGGUAAAUAAAGUUUGAUUAGAGCAGGA
Etheostoma spectabile (orangethroat darter) is the source of this 1048-nucleotide messenger RNA. RefSeq names its product butyrophilin subfamily 3 member A2-like. The record is from RefSeq and is a predicted model, not a curated record. Gene Ontology annotation, biological process: T cell receptor signaling pathway; regulation of cytokine production. Gene Ontology annotation, molecular function: signaling receptor binding. Lineage: Eukaryota; Metazoa; Chordata; Actinopteri; Perciformes; Percidae. Gene Ontology annotation, cellular component: external side of plasma membrane. The transcript is spliced from 5 exons. The coding region runs from base 4 to 1026 and encodes 340 amino acids.